AUGAAUUUCUCAGCCUCUUUCUAUGCAAUAUCAUCAUCAUCAUCAUCAUCAUCAUCAUCAUCAUCAUCAUCAUCAUCAUCAUCAUCAUCAUCAUCAUCAUCAUCAUCAUCAUCAUCAUCAUCAUCAUCAUCAUCAUCAUCAUCAUCAUCAUCAUCAUCAUCAUCAUCAUCAUCAUCAUCAUCAUCAUCAUCAUCAUCAUCAUCAUCAUCAUCAUCAUCAUCAUCAUCAUCAUCAUCAUCAUCAUCAUCAUCAUCAUCAUCAUCAUCAUCAUCAUCAUCAUCAUCAUCAUCAUCAUCAUCAUCAUCAUCAUCAUCAUCAUCAUCAUCAUCAUCAUCAUCAUCAUCAUCAUCAUCAUCAUCAUCAUCAUCAUCAUCAUCAUCAUCAUCAUCAUCAUCAUCAUCAUCAUCAUCAUCAUCAUCAUCAUCAUCAUCAUCAUCAUCAUCAUCAUCAUCAUCAUCAUCAUCAUCAUCAUCAUCAUCAUCAUCAUCAUCAUCAUCAUCAUCAUCAUCAUCAUCAUCAUCAUCAUCAUCAUCAUCAUCAUCAUCAUCAUCAUCAUCAUCAUCAUCAUCAUCAUCAUCAUCAUCAUCAUCAUCAUCAUCAUCAUCAUCAUCAUCAUCAUCAUCAUCAUCAUCAUCAUCAUCAUCAUCAUCAUCAUCAUCAUCAUCAUCAUCAUCAUCAUCAUCAUCAUCAUCAUCAUCAUCAUCAUCAUCAUCAUCAUCAUCAUCAUCAUCAUCAUCAUCAUCAUCAUCAUCAUCAUCAUCAUCAUCAUCAUCAUCAUCAUCAUCAUCAUCAUCAUCAUCAUCAUCAUCAUCAUCAUCAUCAUCAUCAUCAUCAUCAUCAUCAUCAUCAUCAUCAUCAUCAUCAUCAUCAUCAUCAUCAUCAUCAUCAUCAUCAUCAUCAUCAUCAUCAUCAUCAUCAUCAUCAUCAUCAUCAUCAUCAUCAUCAUCAUCAUCAUCAGCAUCAUCAUCAUCAUCAUCAUCAUCAUCAUCAUCAUCAUCAUCAUCAUCAUCAUCAUCAUCAUCAUCAUCAUCAUCAUCAUCAUCAUCAUCAUCAUCAUCAUCAUCAUCAUCAUCAUCAUCAUCAUCAUCAUCAUCAUCAUCAUCAUCAUCAUCAUCAUCAUCAUCAUCAUCAUCAUCAUCAUCAUCAUCAUCAUCAUCAUCAUCAUCAUCAUCAUCAUCAUCAUCAUCAUCAUCAUCAUCAUCAUCAUCAUCAUCAUCAUCAUCAUCAUCAUCAUCAUCAUCAUCAUCAUCAUCAUCAUCAUCAUCAUCAUCAUCAUCAUCAUCAUCAUCAUCAUCAUCAUCAUCAUCAUCAUCAUCAUCAUCAUCAUCAUCAUCAUCAUCAUCAUCAUCAUCAUCAUCAUCAUCAUCAUUUUAUACUUCAAAAUGA
Molecule: messenger RNA, 1386 nt
Organism: Schistosoma turkestanicum
Lineage: Eukaryota; Metazoa; Platyhelminthes; Trematoda; Strigeidida; Schistosomatidae
Source: the annotation of a GenBank genome assembly